GAAAAGGGAGAAUAUUAUGAAUCGAUGUCCAAACAGAGAGAAAGUCCUUCUUAAUUUGAAAUGCGAUCUCAUAUGCUUCAAACAGUUGUGUUCAAAGCCCUUCUGGGUCUUCAAAUGUUUCAUCACCAACGUUGUCAGCAUCAAAAGUGAGUAUUAAAAAUGAAAAUGCUUCUGGUGAUUUACCCUUUAUUCGACGUUUGCUUGAUCAACAAAUAAAAUGUGGAAACAACCGUUUAAAAAAUGAAAGUUCUUAUUCUUCUCGGGACAUAAGUUUUCAAAUUGCCAAUCAAAAGCAAACAUAUCAUUCACCUUUGAUGAAAAUUCGUUCCUUAACUAACUCACCACUGUUCCGUCGACUGUCUUUCACACUCAACAAUAACAAACGCCAAUCUUUAUUGUCUCAAGAUGAAAAAAAUGAUUGGAUAAAGAAUCAUUCUGACUUUGAUGAACCAUGUGAGUUCGUAAGACGCAAACCAAAAAUACCUGAUGUAACCAUUACUAGAAAAUGUUAUUCAAAUGCUCAGAGUCCUUCUUGUACACCAUUUGAACAAAAUGUUGUCAACACAUGUAGAGGACCUUUAUUCCGACUUGCUGAAUUAACUACUGAAUCACAAAGGUUUUCAAUUCUAUCAGGCUUUGCACAACAACUAUGCAUUAUAUAUGAAUAUCAGCUCGGUAUGUUGAGAAACUUACCUUCAAUACAUGCUGCGGCGGAUUACGUGGCUGAUGUAGUAAUAAGAGCUAUCAAAUUAAAGAAGAUUUCAGGGAUAAAUCCUCAAAAUUUAACUCCAUUGAUUCUGUUUGACAGUGAAUGUCGACCAAGUACUUACAGUAAAACUGUAAAAACUCUUCCCUUAAGUGUUACUGGUGAACAAAUGUCGUGGAAGCUGGGUGAAAUAUGGACACUUCCUGGAUUAAGGCAUAACGAAGUUGGUGGUGAAAAUUGUCACAAUCUUAGUAUAGUGACACAUUUCCUUUCUACAGUUACUCCAAGUGGAGAUUACAGUAGGUCUGAUGUAUAUGGCUACAGAAAUUUGAUUUUACUGACUAAUGAGAAAAAUACUGAAACAAUAAAUAAUUCCAACUGUCAUAUUUAUGACACCAAUUUUCCAUCAGCGGCAGAAUCUUUUUCAUUAAAAUCUGAUAUUAGUCAUAAUGAUAAAAUGAAUUCAUAUUUUACUAUUUCUUCUUUUGAUUAUGCUACCAUAUCAAACAGUAAAAUUAAACCUGGAAAUAUUCCUGAUCCACCAUCAUCAGAUGAUUCACUUACUGAUGAAAAUCCUCAGAACACUAAAGGAAAUGAUGACACCAGGAGUUCAUCUCAAAGUAGUCCAGAAAAUAAAAUCAAAGAAUCAUCGAAACGAAUUCAUUCAUCAAGUAGUGUAGUGAUGUUACGGCAGCAUUUACAUCGUGCUUAUCGACCUGUAUUUUUUCUUAUUUACAAUCGUCCUAGUGUUAUUGAACAUUUAACAGAAUGUGAUUCAUUCGCAUCAUUUUGUAAACGUCAAGCUUUAAGUCCUGUAAUGUUUCUAAAUCAACCAACAACUCUUUUCGAUAAAAAACCAUAUCCAUGUAUUUAUCAAAAUUUUGAUUUAUUUAAAGUAUCUGUUGCAGGAUAUUUAUCGCCUAAUGAAUGUGAUAUUUCAACAAAUUCAACAUAUUUAAAUAAUAAUAACGAUACUACUACUAGUAGUAAUAAUAAUAAUAUUAUUAAUAAAAAUGAUACCUUAUCAUCACACGUCAUACAACAACAACAACAACAACAACAACAGCAAAUUAAAGAAGGAUAUAAUUAUAGUAAAAGUUUAAUGCAUUUUCCUUAUUUCCCUUCACAUCGAAGUGUAGCAGCGUAUGAUAAUCCUGGAUUUGCCCGGUAACCGGAUAAUAAAUAAAAUCUAAUAUAAAAUAAAUGUAUAAAAACAAAUUAAUGUAUGUAAUUAUUGGUUGCUUUGAGUUUUAUUUUAUAAAAUAACUAGCUCAUUCUUAUUAUUUUGUAUCAUAAUGAUUCUGUAUAAUACAAAGUAUAAUAAUAAAAAGGAAACCCUAAUAAAAAUAUUGUUAUUU
Schistosoma mattheei is the source of this 2064-nucleotide messenger RNA. NCBI's taxonomy places the organism in Eukaryota, Metazoa, Platyhelminthes, Trematoda, Strigeidida, Schistosomatidae. The record is from the annotation of a GenBank genome assembly.